CCCCCCUUCUUAACCUCUCCCUUUGAAGAACUCUCUCAAUCUUCCUUUCCCUUUGUGUUCUUCAUCAGAUUCCGAACGACCCAUUUCGAUUUCUGGGGGUUUUCGAGGAGAUUUUUGUUUGGAUUUCAGUGGGUGUUGUUAGAAUCUCUUGAAAGAAUCAGACGCUUUGAAAGCUUAAGGAUCUGAUUUGAUUCAUGGGGAAUUGCUGCGCUACGCCGGCUACUCCUUCAGGGAAGCAGCACAAGGGGAAAAACAAGAAGCCGAACCCAUUUGCAGCUGAUCAUGUAGUGAGCAAUGGCAAUGGCGGUGGGAACUGGGUGUUGAAAGAUCCAACGGGUAGAGACAUUUAUACUUUAUACGAUCUGGGAAGUGAGCUUGGAAGAGGUGAGUUUGGGAUAACUUAUUUGUGUACUGAUAUAACCACUGGAGAGAAACUUGCCUGUAAAUCGAUAUCGAAGAAGAAGCUUAGAACGGCUGUGGAUAUUGAGGAUGUGAGGAGGGAAGUUGAGAUUAUGAAGAAUUUGCCUAAGCAUCCGAAUAUUGUGUCAUUGAGAGAUACCUAUGAGGAUGAACAUGCUGUUCAUAUUGUGAUGGAGCUUUGUGAAGGUGGGGAGUUGUUUGAUAGGAUUGUUGCAAGGGGACAUUACACAGAGAGAGCUGCUGCUGCUGUCAUGCGAACCAUUGUUGAAGUUGUUCAGAUGUGUCAUAAACACGGUGUUAUGCAUCGUGAUCUGAAGCCAGAGAACUUCCUUUUUGGAAACAAGAAGGAAACAGCUCCGUUAAAGGCAAUUGAUUUCGGGUUAUCGGUGUUCUUCAAACCUGGUGAGCGGUUUAAUGAAAUCGUUGGAAGUCCGUAUUACAUGGCUCCGGAGGUCCUGAAAAGGAACUAUGGUCCAGAGGUUGAUGUUUGGAGUGCUGGGGUUAUUCUCUAUAUUUUACUUUGUGGUGUCCCACCUUUUUGGGCAGAAACCGAACAGGGAGUUGCACAGGCUAUCAUUCGCUCGGUAAUUGAUUUUAAGAGGGACCCUUGGCCUAUAGUAUCUGACAACGCAAAGGACCUUGUGAGGAAAAUGCUUGAUCCUGACCCCAAAAGGAGACUCACAGCUCAGGAAGUGCUGGAACAUCCAUGGUUACAGAACGCCAAAAAAGCUCCAAACGUUUCAUUGGGCGAGACCGUGAAAGCAAGGCUAAAGCAGUUUUCCGUGAUGAACAAGCUGAAGAAAAGAGCUCUACGGGUUAUUGCCGAGCAUUUAUCUGUAGAGGAAGUGGCUGGAAUCAAGGAGGCAUUCGAAACAAUGGAUACUGGCAAAAAAGGGAAGAUAAAUCUCGAGGAGCUUCGUGUUGGAUUAAAAAAGCUUGGCCAUCAGAUUCCCGACCCUGAUCUUCAGAUACUCGUAGAAUCUGCUGAUGUUGAUGGUGAUGGAACAUUGAACUAUGGAGAGUUCGUCGCGGUUUCGGUGCAUCUUAGAAAGAUGGCCAAUGACGAACACCUGCACAAAGCUUUUUCAUUCUUUGAUCGAAACCAGAGUGACUACAUAGAGAUUGAAGAGCUUAGAAACGCGCUUAACGACGGCGAUGAGACUAACAGCGAGGAGGUUAUCAACGCCAUCAUGCAUGACGUGGACACGGACAAGGACGGGCGAAUAAGCUACGAGGAGUUUGCAGCAAUGAUGAAGGCGGGUACAGAUUGGAGAAAAGCAUCGAGACAGUACUCACGAGAAAGAUUUAACAGUCUGAGUUUGAAGUUAAUGAGAGAUGGAUCGUUGAAGGUAAAGGAAUGAUAAACAUUGGAAGGAAGGUUAUUGUGGAUUUGAAUGGAUUGAAGAUGUUUUAGAUGGUAGAAGAAGUAGAACAGACAUGUUGGUGGGGGUAUAGGCAGAGGAUUAGGAGAGUCUAAAAGGGCCUCUUAAGGGUGUGUCUGUUUUGGGAGGGUAGCACUAAGGUGUGUGAUUAUUGUGUGUAUAUAAUCAGUUAGGCCAACAAGUGAUUGAUUUCAUUUACUCUUGCAAUUUAUGUAUGAAUUUGCUUCAAAAUCUUUCUUUCAUCUCUACCUUUGAAUUACUACAACUUUUUUU
This is a messenger RNA of Cucurbita moschata (crookneck pumpkin), 2075 nucleotides long. Its product is annotated as calcium-dependent protein kinase 8. Bases 195 to 1781 code for a protein of 528 amino acids. The record is from RefSeq and is a predicted model, not a curated record. Lineage: Eukaryota; Viridiplantae; Streptophyta; Magnoliopsida; Cucurbitales; Cucurbitaceae. Gene Ontology annotation, molecular function: calcium-dependent protein serine/threonine kinase activity; calcium ion binding; calcium/calmodulin-dependent protein kinase activity. Gene Ontology annotation, biological process: intracellular signal transduction; protein autophosphorylation; peptidyl-serine phosphorylation. Gene Ontology annotation, cellular component: cytoplasm; nucleus. The transcript has 9 exons.